Molecule: messenger RNA, 1746 nt
Organism: Babesia ovata
Lineage: Eukaryota; Apicomplexa; Aconoidasida; Piroplasmida; Babesiidae
Exons: 8
Coding region: 1-1746 (581 amino acids)
Source: RefSeq, a predicted model, not a curated record
AUGUUUCGGUGUGCACUUCGUGUGCGGUGGGCUGGAGGUGGUCUGCGUGAAAGUGAUGGAGCCACAUGCCUAGGAUUUUUGAAGGAAGACAAGAGACUCUUUUCCUACUAUAGGUUCCAUAAACGUGUCGGCAAGGGCAACUGGAAUCGAUAUGUCGAACGAUACACGGUGCCCCGUUCCAUCGAGAACACGCAGCGCAUUACCUUCAAUUACCGAGCAUCCUUCCAGGCAGCCAAGAGUUCAGCAUCGUAUCUGUGGGAAUUGCCGAAACGUUUAGCCGCAGCUACAUCUGCUGAUGGCGUAUUAGAUGCGUGGAUUCAUUUCAGGCACAAACGCAAAAAAGCAUACCAUUUUGUGUUGGCGUUAAAGCGCCUGUGUGAAGUCAAAGACGUUGACACGUCAGAUUGGAGAUUUCAGUUCAUCGCAAAAAAGCUUCUGAAGCGCAGCAAGUAUUUCAUAGACCUGCCGGGGGUAUGCCAUUACUUGGGGGUGUUAAGAGCUGUGCCAACGUUGGACAAGUUGUCUAUCAUGCUAUGUGAAAAGAUAGAUCGUUUUUCGCCUACCAUGUUGGCCCAAAUCGCAGGUGCUUUCGGAAACUGCCGGCUAUCGUCGAAGCACCUUUUCUCAUUGAUAGCGAGGCAUCUGGAAAACAACAUACAUUACGCGUCAAAUGGUGAACUGGCCACUAUAGCGAUGGCUUUUGGAAGGUGUGCAAUCUACAACUACGGGAUGCUUGCUUCCAUAUCGCAGGCGGUGCAGAAGAGGUUUUCCCCUGCUCUGCACGUCAUGAAUUCAAACCGCGAGCUAAUAUCCACGCCGAGCAGGCACUGCCUUCUCAACCUUCAGCAGGAGGUAACAGUCCAUGCGCGAAGACCGUCGCUUCCUGAUUUGAUUCUGCUAGUGGAAGCCUUCGCAGUCUCGAAACACCGCGACACGCAGCUUUGUGACAUCAUAUCGCAGAUGGUACAGCGUGAUCUGGCCAGCCGUACCGCUACUGAGGUGACCAAUCCGGACGUUCACCGACGAAUCGUGAGGUCUUUCUGCAGCCUAAAGAUCACCGACAUACCUCUAUUCCUGUCUAUUCUCGACUACAUUACUGCAAGACCGUACAACUAUUCGCCUGCCUGUAUCUCUGAAAUAGGCAGGCACCUGUCACAGGUGCUGCCGAGGGAUGUGGACAAUGUGUCUAGGGUUAAGUUUGCCACCUCCUUAUUUCAGCCCCUGCAGGCAUUCGGUGUCUGUCUAGACGAGAUCCAAAGGCAUCUGCAUCGCAUGGGCCGCCGCGAGCUAUCUGAUGCUGCCGCAUUUGCAUACAAGGCCUAUACAUCAAGCUCCUUAAAAAGCGACUUCAUGUGUCAAAUAUCCACGUUGCUAGUACGACAAGGCUACAGCAACGUCAAAUACGACGCACCUAAACUCAUGGAGGUUCUAUCGAUGCACAAUUCUCUGAAUCAGGAAUGUUUCGACGUUAUCUGCCGGGACAUCUACCGGGUGGUGGAUCUGUUCGAGCCGGUGGAUUACCAACGCACGUCUAGGGUGCUACGUAAACUAAAGAAAGAUGGUUUGACGAACUUGAAGAUGGUGAACAUGCUUUCCAAACGCGUUGCCGCCCAAUGGGAGGAGUUUUCCGAAUACCAGUAUCACUGCGUGGCACGUGAUCUGACCUUGGCUGGCCCGCCUUUUCAGUCUCUGCUGACGGACAUUUGGAAUCGCAACAAGUCAGUUUAUGCGUUGUAUGUUUCAUGA